Archocentrus centrarchus (flier cichlid) is the source of this 2112-nucleotide messenger RNA. RefSeq names its product stonustoxin subunit beta-like. NCBI's taxonomy places the organism in Eukaryota, Metazoa, Chordata, Actinopteri, Cichliformes, Cichlidae. Gene Ontology annotation, molecular function: protein binding. The transcript is spliced from 3 exons. Bases 1 to 2112 code for a protein of 703 amino acids. The record is from RefSeq and is a predicted model, not a curated record.
AUGGCCUCAGAUCAGAUGGAGGUUGCCGCCCUCGGUCGAACCUUUGCUUUGGGGAUGCUGUACAAUGCAAGGAGUGAUAAACUGAACACAGAUUUCACACUGUGGGACAAAGAAACGAUAAAAAAAACCAGCAGUAGGCAGAGUCAGACCAGCAGUGCAUAUGAAAUUACUGCAUCAGAUUCCAUCACAUCCAAGGCUUCUCUGCUGGAUGUCAGUGCUUCUCUCAAAGCCAGUUUUCUGGGUGGAUUGGUUGAAGUUGGAGGAUCUGCCAGCUAUCUGAAUGACAACAAGAAAUUCAAGAACCAGAGCAGAGUGACGCUUCAGUUCAAAGCUACAACUGCAUUUGAACGACUGACAAUGACCCAUCUUGAAGCAAAGAACAUGCAAAUGCAAGACGUCAUUAAGAAAAGCCAAGCAACACAUGUAGUCACGGGCAUCCUUUACGGGGCGAAUGCUUUCUUUGUGUUUGACAGUGAGAAGCUGAACAACAGCAGCGUUCAGAACAUCGAGGCUGGUAUGUAUGCUGCGAUAAAGAAGAUUCCAACAUUUGAUUUUGAGGCAAAAGUUGAUGUCAAGCUGAGUAAAGAAGAAAAAGAUGUGACUGAGAAAUUCUCCUGCAAAUUCUACGGAGACUUCAUUCUUGACAGCAACCCUGCAACAUUUGAAGACGCGGUGAAGACCUACUCACAGCUUCCAAAGCUCAUUAGAGAAAAUGUGGAGCAGGUAGUUCCUGUCAAAGUGUGGCUGACACCACUGAAGAAUCUGGACCCAACUGCUGAUGAUCUGAAGGGAGAGAUUUGUGUUGGGUUACUGAGGAAAGCUGAGAAGGCUCUAGAAAAUAUAAAAGAAAUGGGAUUGAGAUGCAAUGAUUCUCUGGAUGAAAAAGUCGUUCAGAGUUUUCCGCAGAUUAGAGAAAAUUUGCGCCGUUUCAAACAUCUCUGUGAAGAUAAUGCAAAAAUGCUCCAACAGGCCCUGGAGGAGAAAGUUCCUGCCAUCCGUGAGGGUAAAGAAGACGAGAGUUCACUGGAAAAACUCUUUGACGAUCAGGAGAAGUCACCAUUCAGUAUGGAGAACUUAGACAAAUGGUUAGAUAAUACAGAGAGAGAAAUCAAUGUCAUCAGACCCUGUGUGGAAACAAUGGAGGGAAUAAAGAUCGCCAAAGAUGAGGCAGAAUUUGACAGAGAGGUUCUUGCUCGAGGUGUAGAGGAUACUCUGUGCUUUGUUUUCACCUCCUUGGAAACUGACGACCCCUACCUGGACCAGAUGGAGAACUACCUCCAUUGUCAUAAACCACAAGAUAUCAGUUUCAGUCCACCAACAAGAGACCACUGGUUCUUCUCAGAUGAAGUGUUUGCUGAAAUGAGAGAGAAAGCAGAAGAUUUCUGCACAAUUGCCAAAGGUCUGAAGCACAGCAGACAAUUUAGUUUCAUUGUAGCGUCACAAAGAAAUGAGAAAUACAAAGGAGCAACCAUCUACCACUACAGGAAGGGCCGUCAAAUUACUGACAACUUUUCAAAGCCUGCUGUUCCAGGUGUGGAAGGCGUUACAGACAGAAGAGAUCUCACCUGGUACACCUGUGAUCUCACCCUGGACCCAAACACUGCAAACAACUACCUGAUUCUGUCUGAGGAGAACAAGAAGGCAACACAUGGAGGCUUGCAGAAUUAUCCUGACCUCCCUGAGAGGUUUGACCAAAGGCCUCAGGUUCUGUGCAGGGAGGGGCUGAAAAAGCGCCAUUACUGGGAAGUAGAGUUGAGUGAGGGCAAUAAUAAUGACGUUGGUGUAGGUGUUACAAACCAAAGUAUUGCGAGGAAGGGGGGAAAUACAGACUCGGGGCUCGGUUCUAAUCUCAAAUCCUGGUAUUUUGGUGUGACGGGUAGGUUCACUGCUUGGCAUAAUGGUGAAGUAUGGACCAGACCUCUUCCCAGUACCAGCUGCAGCAGAGUUGGAGUGUUUCUUGAUUGGCCUGCUGGUACUCUGUCUUUCUACAACGUCUCCCAGAACACACUGAGUCACCUUUACACCUUCCGCACCACAUUCAGAGAGCCUGUUUACCCAGGCUUCUACAUCUAUCACAAAUCCAACUAUGCUGCCCUGAAUCCAGUUUAUUAA